Molecule: messenger RNA, 3765 nt
Organism: Fomitiporia mediterranea MF3/22
Lineage: Eukaryota; Fungi; Basidiomycota; Agaricomycetes; Hymenochaetales; Hymenochaetaceae
Product: DNA mismatch repair protein Msh6
Exons: 34
Coding region: 1-3765 (1254 amino acids)
Biological process (GO): mismatch repair
Cellular component (GO): nucleus; MutSalpha complex
Molecular function (GO): ATP binding; mismatched DNA binding; ATP-dependent DNA damage sensor activity
Source: RefSeq, a predicted model, not a curated record
AUGGCACCGAAAUCCCAGGAUACCAACGGAGAUGGACUUAAGCAAAAGAGCCUCAUGGGUUGGUUCGGAAAGCCGAAUGCUUCUAGUCAGACUUCGUCUCAGCAGAAAUCGCAGAAAAUCAUAUCUUCUCAAACGCAGAGCGCGAAUAGAAAGGCAAUCGGCGGAUCCAAUGGAACAGCAGAGAAGGGUGGAAAUGUAGCUAAAAUGGAGUCUACAAUGCGACCACCAAAGCUUGCAUCCAGUACACCUGGCACGAGCUCGACCGGUGCUCUAAGCUCGUCUUUUAAGUCAUCGUCCGAUCCUCCGAACUCAGGUGAUACUCUUCCUACCAGUGACGCGAUUGACGUGGACAUGCAAUCUGAAGACGAAGUAAAGGUGUCCAAUGCUAAAACUGCAAAGCGGAAAAUGUCAAUUAUUGACUCUGAUGAUGAGAAAAUCAGUAACACUACUCGUUCUGCACAAGCUUCUUCGGAAAAGGAUCCUUCCAGCCCAGUUCUCGGUGCUCGCUCAAAGAAGCCAAGGGUAUCAUUGUUUGAGUCGGACGAAGAGGUAGAAGACACUCGGGGAACAUUGGGAAAGCGUUUGGCUCGGUUCAGGAAACCGGGUGCGGCGAAAAAGAAAACAACAAACGGCUAUAACUCGGACUCAGAUUUCGCUCCAGCAGAAGAAUCAGAUGCUGAAGCGCCUCUUACCUCAAAUCGCGGUUCUUCGGUUUCUGGGUCUCGCAGCGAGCUCGAGUCCUCUGCAGUGGAGCUAGAUUCAGCUGACGAACUCUCAGACGCUCCGAAACCUAAGAAGAAAAGCGGAAAAUCCCACAGGCCCGCUUUGAAGAAGAUGCAAUCAAGUGAUGCAGUGCGAUCGGGUGGCAGCAGCACCUUUUUGACGGCGGCUGAGCAAAGAGCAAAGGACAAGAAGGAAGAAAAGAAAACGACUGAUGAUCCAUUCGAUUUCCUGCGGGAUGUCCAUGAUAAAGACGGAAAUAGACCAGGAGAACCUGGAUACGACCCCAGGACGUUAUAUAUCCCAAAGUCUGCGUGGAAGACUUUCACUCCCUUUGAGAGACAGUUCUGGGAGAUCAAAGCAAACCAUUAUGAUACUGUAUUAUUCUUCCAGAAGGGCAAAUUCCUCGAGCUGUAUGAAGACGAUGCAAGGAUUGGGCAUCGCGAAUUUGACCUAAAGCUGACAGAUCGAGUAAAAAUGUGUAUGGUUGGCGUACCUGAGGGCCACUUCAACACUUGGGCAGCAAAAUUCCUCGCUAAAGGGUACAAGGUUGGACGCGUAGACCAAGCGGAGACAGCGCUGGGAGCUGAAAUGCGAUUGGCGGCUGAUAAGAAACUUGACAAGCCAAAGAAAGAAGCUGGUGAUAAGAUUGUCCGACGGGAACUAAACAAAGUUUAUACAAAUGGAACUCUGGUCGAUGCGGAACUUAUCGUCGACGAUCAAGCUGGACAUUGCGUGUCGAUCCGCGAGCUCGACCCGGAUUCCGACAGGGGUAGCUUUGGCGUUUGCGUCUUGGACUCCUCAACUUCCGAGUUCAACCUAAGCGCAUUUGGCGAUGACGCGUGUCGGACGAAGCUUGAGACGAUGUUAAGGCAGCUUAGGCCAAAGGAGCUCUUAUUCACCAAGGGUAAUCUUUCUGUAUCCACCACACGUCUAUUGAAAGCUGUUCUCCCGGGUUCCUGCAUCUGGACCGGGCUGCGAGAGGUUGAGGGAUUCGGGUUCAAGGAAACGAUGGACGAGCUCAAGAAUCUCUAUCCGGACGGUGAAGACGACAUGGAAGAGGGAGCAAACAUUCCAGAUGCCAUCAAAGAAAUGUUAACGUCCGAGACGGCGGUGAUAGCACUCGGCGCCAUGAUUUGGUAUCUGCGACAGCUGAAUAUCGACAAGGACAUACUUAGUAUGAAGAACUUCAACAUUUACGACCCUAUGAAGAGGGGUCAAGGAUUGGUGUUGGACGGACAAACACUCGCCCACGUUGAAGUGUUACAAAAUAGUGAGGGUACAGAUGAAGGUUCUCUCCUUAGGAUCCUGCAGCGCUGCAUCACUCCGUUCGGCAAACGCUUGUUUAGAAUUUGGCUUUGCGUGCCCCUCCGAGAAGUCUCCGCGAUCAACGCUCGACUUGAUGCCGUUCAAGACCUGAUCGAUCAUCCAACCUUCGAGCAUGAUUUUACUCAACUUGCAAAAGGAAUUCCGGAUCUCGAGCGUAUCGUUUCACGCAUCCAUGCUAAGAACUGCAAAGUCAAUGACUUCCUCAAGGUUCUCUCCUCCUUUAAGCGACUUAGCAACGGAUUGGAGUCGUUGUCGGAAACUGCAGAUACAUUUAAUUCAAGGGAGAUUUCGGGCUUGCUCAGAUCAGCACCAAACCUCAUCCCGAAUAUCAAGCACGUCGAGAGUAUGUUUUUGCAACCCGAAGGAGGGCCCGAUCUCCUGCCGAAGAACGGCAAGGAUGAGACAUAUGAUGGUAUCGAAGGGGAAAUACAAGAAAUUGAAGAGUCACUCGAUGCAGAGCUGAAAAAACUAGAGAAAAAGCUUGGAUGCAAACUGAGCUACUGGCACAGCGCCACCGGGACAAAGGAUAUUUAUCUUGUCGAAACGAAAGCGUCCGUAUCGAAUGUUCCCAAGAACUGGAUUAGGCAAAGCAAAACCAAAGCUGUAUGUCGCUGGCAAGUGCCAGACCUAGCACAAGCGAUCCGUCAGUUAAAAGAAGAACGGGAAAGACGAACUGCCGCAAUCAAAGACUUCAAAUUCCGCGUAUUCGCUGAAUUUGAUAAGGACCGCGAUGUCUGGCUACGAGCGAUUCGCACGCUUGCUGAGCUCGACUGUCUCUUCAGCCUAGCAAAGAGCUCACUUGCUAUUGGAGAGCCAGCCUGUCGCCCAGAAUUUGUCGAAGGCGACGGAGCGGGUGCCCUGCUGGACUUUGAAGAGUUACGGCAUCCUACUAUGUGUUUGAAAGCCGACAACUUCAUUCCAAAUGACGUGAAACUAGGAGGUGGCGUUGGAAGAGUGGCAUUAUUAACUGGUCCUAACAUGGGAGGCAAAUCAACUGCGAUGCGUAUGACCGCGGCAGGAGUCAUCAUGGCGCAACUCGGCAUGCUUGUACCCGCCAGGCGCGCUCGCAUCUCUCCUGUUGAUGCAAUCUUAACUCGAAUGGGUGCAUACGAUAACAUGUUUUCCAAUGCGAGCACCUUCAAGGUCGAGUUAGACGAAUGCUGUAAAAUCCUUCGAGAAGCGACUCCUCGCUCUCUAGUUAUUUUGGAUGAACUUGGUCGUGGGACAUCAACCUACGACGGCAUGGCAAUUGCCGGGGCUGUCCUUCACCAACUAGCAACGCAUACGCUUCCACUUUGCUUUUUUGCGACCCACUAUGGAUCACUCACAGAUGACUUCGCAUAUCACCCUAAUAUCCGCAACAUGCACAUGUCAACCAUCAUCGACGAUGAGAAAUGCGAGCUUGUUUUCUUGUACAAGCUCGUUGAAGGCGUUGCGGCUUCUUCAUUUGGCACGCACGUCGCCAACCUCGCUGGCGUACCAAUGGACGUUGUGAAACGCGCUGAAGUCAUCUCGACAGACUUUGCGCGUCAGUUCAAAGAGCGUAUUGAAGGGAAGCGGACCUCAGUACUCCCGCUUACUGCUCAGGCAGAUUUCGCGUAUCUGUAUCGCCUUGCUGGCGGGAGCAAGGGGCUACCUGAAAACAAGGUAAAGCGAAUGGAAGUCCUACGGUGCUUAAAGGGUGCUGUUCCGCGCUAUCUACAUGCGUCCGCUUGA